Molecule: messenger RNA, 2275 nt
Organism: Pistacia vera
Lineage: Eukaryota; Viridiplantae; Streptophyta; Magnoliopsida; Sapindales; Anacardiaceae
Product: 26S proteasome regulatory subunit 10B homolog A
Exons: 14
Coding region: 129-1931 (600 amino acids)
Biological process (GO): proteasome-mediated ubiquitin-dependent protein catabolic process
Cellular component (GO): proteasome regulatory particle, base subcomplex
Molecular function (GO): ATP hydrolysis activity; proteasome-activating activity; ATP binding
Source: RefSeq, a predicted model, not a curated record
AAUGAGUCAAUAUUUACCAUCAUUGCCACGUUGUCACACUUCAAUUCAACCUCGCAGCGGACUCUGAGCAAACGUAUGCUCUGGAAGUGUGAGAAAGAUAAAAAUUUUAUUACUAUUUUGUCCCUCGCAUGGCGGCUUUGCGGAGACUAGCGAAGACAGUUCCGGCAUGGCGUAUCCCGCUCCCUUCCCGCGUUCCGUCACGUGACUUGCCUCGCCGUCUUCCUCACCGAUCUUUUGAGCGACAAAUUCAUUUCAAUGCUUCGGAAAUUGGAAGGGCAAGAUUAUUUCCCGAAGUUUCAGGACCUCAUUCCAUGUUCCCUGCUAUCUUAGCUAGUUUAUUUGGUGCUGGAGUGACCAAUAUCGCAUAUGCAGACGCUGAGGAGGCAGGUUCUGCUAAACCUCCAUUGCCAUCAGAAUCUUCUCCAUUGCCAUCAGAAUUUUCUUCAAGUUAUGGGGACUUGGAGGAAAUUGCGAAGAAAGAACGACAGCGAAUUGAAGAGUCAAUCAAAAAGAAGGGAGCGCAGUAUAGGUUUUGUCCCAAGUUUACUGUUGCUGUUAAGGGCCAAAAGAUCACCAUUAGGUUCCAAGUACCUCCUGGAUGUGAAGUUCCACAAUUGAUAGCAAACCUUGUCUCAAAUCUUGGACUGAAGGUUGAAGAGCAUGGUGGUGGUUCAGAUAUGUCAUUGCGUGCUUGGGACAGUGCAGUUGCUUGGCAAUUAACACUUAGGCAUCCAGAAAAGCAGAAUAAACGUGGAGGGGAUCAAUCCUAUUCUAGUGAUAUGAAUACACAUGAAGAUGAUCUAUGCAUCCUCAUAUUUCGUUCACUUAUUACCUCAGAUAAAGCAGAAAUUGAGUUCAUAAAAAAAGGGAGCUUGAGUUCUGCAGAGCUUGAUGCUUUUGUGUCUGUUUUGCAAUUAGCUAGUGGAAGGUUGGGCCAAAAUAGAAACUUGGAUAGAAAACCUAGAGAUGGAAUUACACAAGAGACACCUGUAGAAAAUACAAUAUCUGCUCUUCAGGCUAUGGGAGUGAGAAUUUAUGGAAUUGACAAACCCCAGUUGAAUUCCUCAAAUGCUGAGAUAUCAUGGGACUAUAUUGCUGGGUAUGAUCAGCAAAAGAGAGAAAUAGAAGAUACUGUAUUGUUGUCUCUUCAGAGUCCUGAAGUAUUUGAUGAUAUUGCUCGUGGGACUCGGCGCAAAUUUGAGUCAAAUAGACCUCGAGCUGUGCUCUUUGAAGGCCCGCCAGGUACCGGGAAGACAUCUUGUGCUCGUGUUAUUGCAAAUCAAGCGGGUGCUCCAUUGGUGUAUCUGCCACUGGAGGUUAUUAUGUCAAAAUAUUAUGGUGAAAGUGAAAGCUUGUUGGGAAAAGUUUUCACACUUGCCGAAAAGCUGCCAAAUGGUGCUAUUAUUUUUCUGGAUGAGGUUGAUUCCUUAGCUAUUGCUCGUGAUAAAGAAAUGCAUGAAGCUACACGGAGAAUUUUGUCUGUGCUAUUGCGACAGAUUGAUGGAUUUGAACAGGAUAAAAAAGUGAUUGUCAUUGCUGCAACAAAUAGAAAGCAAGACCUUGAUCCUGCUUUAAUGAGUCGAUUUGAUUCAUGCAUUACCUUCGGCCUACCCGAUCAUCAGACUCGUCAGGAAAUAGCAGCUUCGUAUGCAAAGCACUUAUCAAAGUCUGAUUUAAUUGCAUUUGCCACUGUUACAGAAGAAAUGUCUGGAAGGGAUAUAAGGGAUGUGUGUCAACAAGCUGAGCGCUCAUGGGCAUCAAAGAUUAUUCGCGGACAAGUGACCAAGGACGGAGACAAAGAUCAUCUUCCACCUCUGCAAGAAUACAUCGACAGUGCUUUAAAUAGACAGAAGUCUCUACUCAAUACCGCACCCGAAACCCACCAAAAUUCUUACUCUUCCACAAAGAAACAGCCCUUGGAUUUAUGUUGAUAAAUUGAUGCAUCUUCCACCUUCUGCAUUUCAAUUUAAAAAUUUUAGAUUAUACAUAGUAGUAGUACAGAUAGGGUUGGAAUCUUGCAGCCAAAAUUUUUUACUUUAAAUAUUUAGUCUGUUAAUAAUGAAUUUAUAUCAUAUGAAAUUAAUUUAUUUAAUUGAAAUUGAUUUGUUGGGUUCAAAUGCAGAAUGUCUGCGGACGAAAGCCAAGCCUCCAAAAUUGUAACCAGCUGUUGUCAGAUAAGUAUCUAUUAAGAGUAUUAUUAUCCGAUAAACACUUUUGGCUAAUUUUCUCCCAAAAAUCAGCUCAUCACAAUUGGUCUUUGCCUAUCUAACGAUGG